UUGGGUUUAUUGCAGUGAUGGAUGCCGUAUAAUUUCCGCUCCGUUGUCGCAGUUCCAUUCCAGACUGACAGGGGGCGCUGACAGCUGGCGGCUAACUCUGUCCUGUCAACCAACUGUCAUGGCGGCUCCCUGUCGGAGGUUUACCUCACGGUGAAAUUUAUCAGUCAGACUUAAUUCAGGAUGAGCUGAAAGGACAAACACAACAUUGUCAGGUGAGUACAAAUGUGAAGCGAACUUCGGGCUACCUGCCCGUGUUUUGAUGUUUCUGGUCGGUCUGAGCCGUCAGAAGCUGAAAGUACGUGACUUGAGUUUUCUGCCGCUGAUCCGCUCUCAGUCUCUUCGCCAAACUGCAUUAAGUUAUGAAGCAUUUUGGCGCUGACAAGUAUUGACGCUUGUGACCACUACGUUGAAGUAAUGUUUCUGAAAUGUGUUUUGCUUAAAAUAAAUUCGGUGGUUAAAUAAACCACCAGACACCCUUUAUUUUUUUAAUUUAUCAGUUUAUUCUCUUCAGUGUGGCUGCUUUUCCCUAGUUUGCUUUCACCUCAUGCUUGCUGUCUAUGUAAGGUCAAUCACAUUAAUUUAAUGUUUCUGUAUUGAUAAAUCAAACUCAUACAUUUGGCUAAGCUGUUGUAAAUGAUCCUUUUUCUCUCUGUUACGUUUAUUCUCCUUACCCAUUACAUUUAUUGAAACAGCUGGUCAGUACAUUCUCCUGUGUAUGUGGAUGGAUGGACGCAAAACCGAACUGGAUUUUCUAACUAAUUUUAUAAUUUUAUCUAUGUCAGCAUCGAGAACAAAUGUGAAGUGCCGUUUCAUAUUCAUCCUCUCAAGUUUUACAAUUCGGCUCAGCCUCUCUCCCCAUGCUCAGUCUGUCCCUCUGCUUUUCAGACAGACACAGAUACACCCACCUGCCUCCUCCUGCUCUUCCCCUUGCUCUCCUCUCUCCACCUGCCUCCUCCUGAUCCUCUCCCUGCUCUCCCCUCCCUACUCUCCUCUCUCUCAGAGUGAAAGAAGAGGCUCACCUGUCCUUCCAUCUCUGCAGGUAUGAGUGUGAUGUCAACAGUGGCGCGAGGGGCCUGGCGGCUGGUCCACGCUGACUCCUUUCUGCUCAGUAAUGUCCUCGCUCUGCGCCUCCACUGUCCUUCUCGAAGCUCCGCCCCCUUACUCACCUGUCCAUUGAAUAGGAGAUUUGCCUCCAAACAGGUAAGUCUGAAUAUGUUACUGAGGAAAUUGAGAUCAGAAACGACAGGUGCCCUUUAACCAAACAAAAUAAAAAAUACUCAUUGCACAUUCUACAAUAACUAAGCUAAAACUUCAUCUACUUUAUAAGUUUUUUAAAUACAAAAUUUCAGCUUUUUUCAGUCCAAUAAAAAACAGGAUUUUACAUGUUUAUGAUGUUUUUUAAGGUUCCCUCCUGCUGCUUUCACUGUGUUUUUAUUAGGAAUAAAAUCAGUUGGUUGAUGUGUGUGCAGGUCAAAAAUCAGAAGAACUGGCAUCGGGACAAGCCAGUUAAAGCCAAAGCAAACAAACAAGAAGUGGAGAUCAGACCUGGGAUGACGGCGGCUGUGCUCGCUGAGGCCAUGAACAAAGACUUUGGUACAUUCAUGUCAUACAAACUGUUGAAACAAGAAAAGCUUCUACAAAACAGAUACUCCCUUGUACAAAUACUGCUGUUCACAGUGAAUCUGAAAAAGUUAUUGUGAAAUCUAGGUAAAGGUACUCAUGAAGUAGAUACAGUAAAUUUAAUUCCUGGACAAAGUGCAUUUCAGGUCCAGUAAUAGGAUACAUAAAACCCAGUUACAGUGCAUUUAAUACUUAGUUAUGGUCGAUUCUACUCAUGAACAGUUCAUUUGAGGCUCUGAUAAAGGUUAUCUAAGACCUUGAUACUGUGAAUUGAAAACUUAGAUACAGUAAACCCCAGAUCUAAAUACAGUGAAUCUAAAAGGUAGACACAGUGAACCUUAGUCCUGGAUACAGUGACUCAAAGACUUAAAUACUGUCAAUCUGAAACUAAUACAGCAAACCCCAGACUUAGAUUGAGUGAAUCUUAAGAAGUAGAUACAAUUAUCUGAGAAGUAGUUACAAUGAAUCUGAGAAUUUGACACAGUGAAUUUCAGAUGUGCUUUUAGUGACUAUAAUUUCAACAACAGAGAAUCUAAGACCUAUUGACUCAAAGACCUACUUACAGUGAAUUAGAUUUUUUUUUUUUAAUCAAAUGCGAUACAACUAGUUUUUUUGUGCUUGCCCUUCCUAUUAUUUAAAAUAGACAGAGCCUCUUUAUAUCAAAUGCAAGUUAAGCAAUAGCAGAGGACCCAGUAUGCUGCCUUGAGGAACACCAUACUCUAUCAGGCUGCAAGCUGAAUGUGUUCUAUUCCAACUAACAUAUAGUGUUAAAUGGGUACUGUUUAAACUAGUUAAGGUCUGUACCAGCAGCAGCAUGAGACUGAAGCUGUUUCACGAUGACUAUCAAUCAUCAAAACCUUCCGAUGAAAUGAUUAAAAACACCCAUUGUGAAUUCUUUUAGUCUGAAUCUGUUGCUUUAUUAUCAGAUAUGAUGCUUUUACAGUACCCAUCACAGACCUGCUUAAAUAUUUGACUAAUCAGAAAAUAGUUAUACACAUGUAAUUUAUGACUGUUUAAGAUCAUGUGUUGGAGGCUCUGCUGAACACAUCCAUGGACAUAGACUCUCUGGAGCCAGACACGGUCCUGGAGGAGCGAUGGGUCAAAGAGGUGCUGACUCGAUCCGGGAUGAAGUUCAGAUCAGCCAAACUGUACGAGACCAGAGAGAGACCCAACCGGGACACACACCGCAGGUAACACAUCCUACUGUGACAUUACUGAGGAUGCUGCAUGGUGUCAGAUAUCAGAUGCAUGUUUGACCUCUGUCUUGUCAGGCCGCCAGCUGAUCCAGCCAACCUGAGGCCCCGCCCCCCUGUGGUCACCAUUAUGGGUCAUGUUGAUCAUGGUAAGACCACACUGCUGGACAGUCUGAGGAAGAGCCAAAUCGUCUCGACUGAGCACGGAGGGAUCACACAACACAUUGGAGCGUUUCUGGGUAACAGCAGCACACCUGAGCAGGCUUACCUGAUCACUUCACGCCUGAGUAAACUCAACUGAUUACCUAACCACAAUUUUAUACCAUCCAAUCAAAUCCACCUGUGGGUUUUUUCCUUCUCCAGUCAAGCUUCCUACAGGUGAAAAAAUCACCUUCCUGGACACUCCAGGUCACGCUGCCUUUUCUUCCAUGAGGGCCCGUGGAGCCAACGCCACCGACAUUGUGAUUCUGGUGGUGGCAGCUGAUGAUGGCGUAAUGAACCAAACUGUGGAAUCCAUCCAGCAUGCCAAGAAUGCUAAAGGUAAACUCCACUUGUUAGUCAGAACUGAGAACAGAGUCGUUCUGCUUCCUCCAGUGUUUUCACUCUGCUUUGUUGCAGCCCCACCUGAUGUGUGUUUUUCCGUUGCUAUUGUGUGUGUGUGUGCGUGUGCAUGACAUUUCAGUGCCGAUAAUUGUGGCGGUGAAUAAGUGUGACAAACCUCAGGCCGACCCUCAGAGAGUAAAACAGGAGCUGCUCGCUUAUGACGUUGUCUGUGAGGAGUUUGGAGGAGAUGUCCAGGCCAUCCAUGUCUCUGCUUUGAAGGUAACCCACCUUUAAACCAACCCACUAACUUACUAACUUACUGGCUGAAACUAACUAACUAAUUGACUUACAAACAAACUGACUUGCCAGCCAGUUAACUCGAUGACUUACUAAUUCACUCAACAACUAACUAAUUGGCUAACUCUCUCAUUUAUUAACUCAGCCAUUCACCCGAUUACUCUUAAACACGAUUAUUAACUACAAACUUAUCGACCAACUCAUUAACCACUCACUUUCCUUCACACUUAGUUGCUUACUCACCUACUGACUGACUAGCUGGGCUUACUAACCAAUUAAAUAGCUCAUUGACUUAAAUCACUAACUUUCUAACUAAAUCACUGUUUCACUCACUUUUUUGUUCUGCGACCGCAUAACAAACCUACAAACUAACUUACUUAUUUGACUAACUAUCCAACUAACUUACUUAUCUACUAACCAACCAACUAUCUAACUCUAUCACUAACCCGCUCACUUGUUUAUAAACUAACUCACGAACUUAAAUACUAACUAAAAACCUACUGACUAACUGGCCGACUGACAAACUUACUGGCUCAGUAGCUAACUAGCCAACUCCAUAAUAACUGACUCACUUACGAACUCACUAUUUUAUAAACCUACUUACUAGCUAACUAACUUGCUUACUCAUUUACUCAUCGACUAGCUUACUCAUUCACCAAUCCACCCACUUAUUCACUCACUCACUGAUCAUUUUAAUACUGAUAUCAUCGUUGUUGUCAUUGCCAGGGCGACAACCUGAUGGCUCUGGCUGAGGCCACUGUGGCACUGGCAGAAGUUAUGGAGGUGAAGGCAGAGCCAAGUGGUCUAGUGGAGGGACUCAUCAUCGAGAGCCGCACAGAUAAAGGCAAAGGGUGGGUACUAUGACUCAUGAUUUAAUAUGGUUCCAGUGUUUAGUGUUUCCUGAUCCUGUAGUUCGCAGUGGUUCUGGUUUGGUGUAUCUUAAGUCUUAAGUUCUUGGUCUUCUUGAUUAAGUUGCUCUUGAGCCUCAGUUUCAAGAUGGUUUUGGGUCUUUCACUCUAGAUACUUGGGUUCUGGAUAGUUCUGGUUUAUUUAGUGUCUUUGGUUCCUCAAAUUUUAGACGGUUCUCUGAAUACGCUGUAAUCGAGUGAGUGUCUCUAGACCCCUAAGUGACAUUUGGUUCUUGUUUAGUGUCUCUGGAUCCCAAAAUUCUAGAUAGUUCUAACUUGGCUGUUCGAUUCCCUUGUCUGUCUGUUGUGUCCUUGGGCAAGACACACAACCCACCUUGCUCCCGGUGUGUGUCCUCCUCUGGUGUAUGAUUGUGAGUGAUGAUUGUUGGUGGUCGGAGGGGGUUGUCAGUCUGCCACAGGGCAGCUGUGACUACUACUGUAGUUUACCACCACCAAGGUGUGAGUGUAUGAGUGAAUGAAUGAUGUAUCCAAUGUAAAGCGCUUUUAGGUCACUAAGAAAAAGUGCUAUAAAAUCUGAUGCAUUAUUAUUUAUCAUUAUUAUUAUUAACUUCUUUCAAUAAAUUCUGAAUGGUUCUGGAUAUGCACCUCUGGAUCCCAGACUUUUUAAUGGCUCUGGUUCUGGUUCUGUAACUUUGGCUCUCUGAUCUUCACCACCUGUUCCUCAGUCCACUGUCGACUGUCAUCAUUCAGCGGGGGACAUUGAAGCGAGGUUGUGUUCUGGUGGCAGGAAAGAGUUGGGCUAAAGUCCGCUUCCUGUUUGAUGAGAAUGGGCAGACGUUGAAGGAGGCGGGGCCUAGUGUGGCGGUGGAGGUGGUUGGCUGGAAGGAUUUGCCAUCUGCGGGAGAGCUCCUGCUGGAGGUGGAGUCAGAGGUAAGACCAGCGCACCUGUCUUCCUGUAUAAUGCAGGUCAUAUGUAAGACCUUGUCUCUGCAUGCGUACAUGUUUUAUCUGUAUAUAAAGAGAUGGUAUAUGUCUGAAUAAAUAUGAUAUAUGAAACGUACUGUUUAGAUUUAGAUUCUGAAGAAUGUAGGAUGGAGUGAUAUCUGCCACUAUCAUUAAUGAAUUUAAUGAAUAAUCUGUGGAGAUCAUUUACAUGACUGUUAUAUCUAUAGCCUCUGUCUAUAAACCUGUAUAUGUAUGUGUGCGCUGAGCAGCAGAGGGCGAGGGAGGUGGUCGAUUGGAGGACGUAUGAGGAGGAGCAGGAGAAGCUGCGGGAGGAGCAAAGCGCCAUCGAGCAGAAACAGAAGCUUCACCUGGACGAAUACAAGAAGGAGAGGGAGAAGCUUAGCUCCCUAGGCUGGAGGAAGAGGAAGGCAGCCAUCUACCAGGCCAACAAGUUAAAGUACGCCAUGAGAGACAGUGAGAAGAUGCAGAGCUCCGAGCCCCAACUGCCACUCGUCAUCAAAGGUAAUGUAGACACCCUGAUAGGCUGCUGACACACUGUAGUCACACCUGAAGAGGUCAGCAAUGGCGUGUUUACAAGACAGGUAUCAGCUGUUUACACUGAACUCUUCUUGACCUUACAUUUGACUCUUGGCCUCUGUCCUCAGGUGACGUGGACGGUUCAGUGGAGGCCAUUUUAAACAUCCUGGACAGUUACGAUGCUGAGGAGCAGUGUCAGCUCCAUGUGCUGCACUUUGGCAUCGGAGAUGUUUCAGAAAACGACGUCAACAUGGCUGACACCUUUAGAGGUAAACAAACAACCUGCAGGCUCCCAUACAGGAGAAGGGUCAGAGGUCACAGAGAGGGGUUUGUUUCUGGACCAGGAGAGGUUCUUUAUGGUCUGUUCUUUGAACACAGGCGGCAAGAGUGUUUUCACUGGUUGGGUUUCUUAAUCUGUCUUCUUCAGGGUCGAUUUACGGUUUUAACGUGAAGGCAAGCAAGUCAAUCGUGCAGUUGGCGGAACAGCGAGGCGUCCCACUGAAACUUCACAACAUCAUCUACAAAAUGGUCGACGAGCUGAAGGAAGAGCUAAGCAGCAAGUUGCCUCCCGACGUCUCUGAGAACAUCAUCGGUGAGGAACAGGAGCUCUCUGGAUCCAAACUAAAAACUAAUCUUUAAACAUGUGGUGUGAUUGAGGACCUUGAUGCCAGCCGGGAAAAAACAGCUCUGAUUUCCCUCUCUCAGGUGAAGCGACAGUGCUCGCCAUGUUUGAUGUCACCGUGGGAAAGAAGAAAAUCCCAGUGGCGGGCUGUAGGGUCCAGAAGGGUCAGCUGGACCAGAGACUUAAGUUCAGACUGAUCCGAGAACGAGACAUCAUUUGGGAGGGUGAGUCAUAUCUGGACCUGACCUAAGCAGUCGGUGGGUCCCACAGGUGUUGGUGGUUAACCUCCUCAGGUUUCCCCUUCUUCCUCAGGUCCACCAAAAAAAUCUCAAGUAUAUUUUCUGUCAGUCCUCCUCAAGUUUUCUUGGUUUUGCCAGUCCCCCUUUGGUUCCUGUAGUUUCUCUUACGAACUCCCUCUAUCCUCCUCAUGAUUGUCUUUGUUGAGGUUCUCAUUCUGUAUCUGCCCUCCUCAGUUACUCUUAACCGUUUCUUGUCUGUCUUCCUCAGUUUCUCAUCAAUGUCCUCUGUCCUGUCCUCCUCAGGUUCUCUGGCGGCGUUGAAGCACCAUAAAGACGACGUGCAGACUGUAAAAACGGGGAUGGAGUGCGGCCUGUCAGCUGUUGACCAUGGAGACUUCAGACCAGGCGAUGUCAUCGUCUGCUUUGAGGAGGUGGACACUCCUCAACUCACUACCUGGGAUCCUGGUUUCUGACAGCCAGCAGCAGAGGAUUAUGGGACGUGGCCUCCUGUUGUAGUCACAGGAAGCUGACAAACUGCUGGCACUCAGACUUUCUGUUGGAUGUUUAAAUGCAUUUCUGAUUAUUUAUUUUUCUUAGUUUGGAUCAAAAAUCAGUCAGAUAAUUGAAUUCAUAUUUUCAGAAUCAGAAGUCAAAGGGCUGACUCUGAUAUCUCUACUGCUGAGCGUAGCUCUGAAGACUUUAAUUCAAAGAGUACAAACUCAGCUGCUGCCAAAGUGAUUAAAGACCCACUCCGAUGAAAAUCGUGUUUUCCUUGUUUUUUUACAUGUACAUAUGGCAUUUUUCUGAUGCUACAGGACAUACCAUGAGAAAAAAAAAGCGCAAAAUUGCUUCUCUGCGUAUUUCUGCAUUCAAAUUGCUGGGACUCUCUGACAGACCCAAAAGACAGGCUUAGGUACAGUGAGGUUUCAAAUGUUUCAAAUCCAAGCUGCAACCCCAGAGCCCUGCUAUGCAGGACAGACUUGGAGAAAUAGAGAGGACAAUCGCAGAACAAUUGUGUACCGUACUGGUUGCAAUGCUCGUAAGAAAGCUAAUUAUGAUAUUAGCUUUCAUCGUGUCCCUGAAGACAUUAGUGUCCGAGAGCUGAAUAGCUCCUACGUUACCUGCUUCUGCUACUACAUCAUGAAAUGCUGCAAGCUAGCGUGAAGAGGAGUGUGCAGAGCAGCGCUGCCCCCGCCCAUGACUCAGAAGCAAAUCGCUAAAUGAGCUACUGCAGCUCUGCAGAAGAAAAGCCGUUGAGAAUGACACCGGUAACGUGAUUUUGGCUAAAAACCUCAUAAUCACAAUUUAAAGACCACUAAAAACACAUUAAGUAGUCUUAAAAAAAAAAACGAUCGGAGUGGGACUUUAAAGUCUUGUGUCUGCAGAAAUACAGGCAAUAGAAAAGUUCAGUCACACCUGUGUGUGAUGGUACAGGUGUAUCUCAUCAGGUGACCUGAGUGAUUAUUUCACUGUUGUCAUUCAGACACUUUGAAUUGCUUUAGUAAAUCUGUAGACUCCUGAAACCUUCACCAUGAAACAGGAAAUCUGCAAACAUUUAACACUCAGAACAUACCGCUGCAAUUUCCUGAAUGUUGCAUAAUAUGGAAACAACUUAACUGUUUUAGUGAUGAAUCUGAAUGAAAUAGUUUUAUGUUUCAGAUAUUUUAAUAAAAAAAUCGAAUCAAAGAAAAUUCUUACAUCAGCUUCUGUUAAAUGUUUCUUUUUAUACAUCAGAAAAUCUCCUGGUUUCACAAAAUGUUAUCAAACUUAACAGAAAUCAAACAGUACAUCUAAAAUCCUGCUUACUCGUUAAACAUCUGCAGACAGAAACCAGAGAAAUAAAUGAAAUCUUGUAAAAUAUUGACCAAAGCUUAACUAAAAGUCCACAUAUACUUUCAAUCAUCUUGAUCCAGUCUCUCAGCUCUGACAAUCUUCCAAGUGGACCUUCAGUCAGACAGAGGAGCAGAAAAAGAGUCUGCUGUGAGGACAAACUUAGCCCCAUCACAGCGCUUUUAAUAGCAGGAAAGAAGUUUUUAAAAACACAGACUGCUCCUUAAAUCUGACACGUCUUCCUGUCAGAGUCCUCUGACCUCACUUCUUCUUAGUCUUGCUGGGUUUUGCGAGCAGCGCAGGGUCAAUCUGGUCCGGGUUCAGCCCUCUGACGGAGAAGAGCCGCGCAGCCCGCUCUGUCAGCGUCCCCCCACAUUUCAGACCUCUGCUCAUCAGCUCCCCCUUUAGGAUGUCCAGACCCAGAGCCUCCAGCUCAGAGACCGAGGUCACCCCGGACAGGUCCACCUGAGACACAGAGGACGAGUCCAUCUGG
Molecule: messenger RNA, 9188 nt
Organism: Xyrichtys novacula (pearly razorfish)
Lineage: Eukaryota; Metazoa; Chordata; Actinopteri; Labriformes; Labridae
Source: the annotation of a GenBank genome assembly